CCGCGCCUCCUGCGCCCCUUGAGACGGGUGACGCCCAGACUUGUACGCAAGGAAGGAAGGAGUAGCCUCUCUCCAAGAUGGCGGCGACCAUAGACAACAGCAAUGCCGUGCAGGCGACAAAGAAAAAGCACCUCGGGAUCCCCGAAGCCGUGUUUGUGGCGGAUGUCGACUCUUUUAUGAAGCAGCCAGGUAACGAGACGGCGGACUCGGCACUGAGGAAGCUGGACGAACAGUACCAGAAGUAUAAGUACAUGGAGCUCAACCUGUCUCAAAAGAAACUCAGGUUGAAAAGCCAGAUCCCACAAAUCACACAGACGCUAGAAAUCCUACGACACAUGCAGAAGAAAAAGGAGACCACAGAGCCCCUGGACACACACUUCCUGUUGGCUGACAAUGUUUACUGCAAGGCCUCAGUGCCGCCCACCGACAAAGUCUGUCUAUGGUUAGGGGCAAACGUCAUGUUAGAGUACGACAUCGACGAAGCCCAGGCUCUCCUAGAGAAGAACCUCUCCACAGCAUCUCGUAACCUAGAGACACUCGAGGACGAUCUGGAUUUCCUGCGAGACCAGUUCACCACCACCGAAGUCAACAUGGCACGAGUCUACAACUGGGACGUGAAGAGAAGGAGCAGAGAAAACCUCCUCAAGUCAGCAGACAAGUCUUAAUAUCGACAGCACGGCAUCCACACCCUCCCCCCUCUGCUAACCAUCUCCUCCACAGUCAAUAAAAAUGACCCCACGACCCCCAAACUCAUGUAUGUUCCCCACAGAGCUUGACAGAAGAGGGCCCGUUUGAAAUAUCUCUAGAAGCUGCAGUGUGCUCAGCGAACGUGUGCUUGAUUCGGUGUUUUAUUUUGAAUGUGCCCUCUCUCUCUCUCUCUCUCUCUCUAUCGAGGCGAGCUCAAACUUCCACCACUUGUGUUUUCUGUUGAUUUGUUACUUUUUAAAGUAUUUUUUCAAGUAAAAACUAACAAAAAAAAAACAAAGGCAACGAGGCAGUUUUUGUAUUCUUUUCGAUGAUUUCAGUAUGUUCCUGUUUGUGAGGGUUCUCUCGCAUCGUCUUUGCUUUCCUGCAUUUUCUUGCACUUCCGUUUCCUCCCCUCCUCCUCUUCCUCCUCAGCCUCCAGCAACUUUUCACACUUUAUACUUGAGUUGUUAAUUCUUGAAGCUCACCCAGUUGCCAUCAUACUAAUCAGGCCUGAAUGAUCACAACAGAAGACCUUCCUUUCCCUUCGACUUUCCACCCUCUUCCUUUCCUCUCCGGUUCCUCCACUUUCUCCUCUUUCUCCUCCACCUUCUAGCAGCUGUUCUGUCUGUAUUUAUUUGUCUCUCACUGUACUCAUUAAACAAUGAAUGAAGUAAAAGAAGAACAUUUGGGCAAAGAGACGAGACACUGA
Messenger RNA from Acanthopagrus latus (yellowfin seabream), 1396 nucleotides. It is a transcript of the gene vbp1, whose product is annotated as von Hippel-Lindau binding protein 1. The record is from RefSeq and is a predicted model, not a curated record. Lineage: Eukaryota; Metazoa; Chordata; Actinopteri; Spariformes; Sparidae. The transcript is spliced from 6 exons. Gene Ontology annotation, biological process: tubulin complex assembly; protein folding; microtubule-based process. The coding region runs from base 78 to 665 and encodes 195 amino acids. Gene Ontology annotation, molecular function: tubulin binding. Gene Ontology annotation, cellular component: prefoldin complex; cytoplasm.